Molecule: messenger RNA, 1005 nt
Organism: Syzygium oleosum
Lineage: Eukaryota; Viridiplantae; Streptophyta; Magnoliopsida; Myrtales; Myrtaceae
Product: cold-regulated 413 plasma membrane protein 4-like
Exons: 4
Coding region: 473-958 (161 amino acids)
Cellular component (GO): membrane
Source: RefSeq, a predicted model, not a curated record
UAGUGCCGUUCCUUUCGCGAUUAUGUAUCCACCCUCCAUUGAAAUGAUCAGUAUCUUACAAAUCAAGAUGAUCCGUACUACAUGAUUUACUCGAGUCGCCCUUAACCGAGUCGGAAAUCGAUGCCAGCCGCUCUUUCUCUGUUGAAUUCCACCGUCCGAUUCUUCCUUCGACCAUAAGUCGAGUGCCCAUAAAAUGGGUACGAGGAACAAUCUCGUACACGAGUGCGUGCGUGUCAGAGAUUAGGUACCAAGAACUGCUGGAGCUCGCUCUCAACCUGGAUCCGGGACCCGCCAACCUGCAUAUUCUCCUUCUCCUUCCUCUACCAAGCUUUUGUCCUCGUGGAGUAGAGUGAGAUAACAAGAAGGAAGUUCACCGAUUCUUGCAUUCUGCCGGAACCAGAAUCCAAGGAUCGGUUGAACUUUGUAAGUAUCAGUGGCCGAAGUGGCCGUUGCAGCUGCUGCUUCGACUCCGAUGGAUGGCGAGAUUGGAUCGAGCAGCGGAGCUCUCGCCACCUUUCAGUGGGGUGGGACGAUCUCUGCCAUAUUCUUGUUGAUCAUAAAUCGAGCUGGGAGGAAAUCAUCCAUGCAGACUACUGCUCUUGUAUUGUAUCUAUUCACAAGUUUUCCCACUGUGCUCUUCAAAAUUCUUAGGGGACAGUUUGGUUGUUGGGUUGCUUUUCUCGCCGUCGCAGCCAACCUCUUCUUUCCUCGAACCAUCACAGUUUCUCGUUGUAUCUUAUUCGUCAUAACUCCUGACUGGAUCGUCAACGGACUACGUGACAGCAUGGUGGGUGGCAUAUUUUGUCUAAUUCUAGGAAUUAUACUGGUCAUAAAUGAGAUAUGGGGCAUGGACGGGCUCGCUAAUUGGUGUUGCAAUUGCCAUUGCUUCGGUUAUUGUCUUGGGGUGGGCUUUCUCUUUUUCUUUACAAUAUAUUACCUGUGUAAAGGUACUUGGUAGGCUGCGUGCUUCAAAUGAGAUGGCGAUCUUGCACUUUUUGAUACAAA